Molecule: messenger RNA, 318 nt
Organism: Neospora caninum
Lineage: Eukaryota; Apicomplexa; Conoidasida; Eucoccidiorida; Sarcocystidae
Product: putative signal recognition particle 9 kDa protein
Exons: 4
Coding region: 1-318 (105 amino acids)
Biological process (GO): SRP-dependent cotranslational protein targeting to membrane
Cellular component (GO): signal recognition particle, endoplasmic reticulum targeting
Molecular function (GO): 7S RNA binding
Source: RefSeq, a predicted model, not a curated record
AUGGUGCUUCUUUCUGAUUGGCAAGCGUUCGUGCUUGCAGUCAGAGACAUGUUCGUCCACAGUCCAAACACGACGAGAUGCACGAUGAAAUACAAGAGACAAUCCGCUGAGCUCACCGUGAAGGUGACCGACAAUGUAACGUGCCUCAAGUACAGAGCAACAGAUCCGGCGGAGUUGAAGAACGUCGACCGCUUUGGCCGGUCCUUCAUGCAGUGGACACUGCAGCCUUCUUCGGCUUCGGGGAACCUCCCUCUGGAUUUCCUUCCGUCCGAUGUAUUUAUCUCUAGGAGUAACUAUUUGUUUACGGCAGUUCUUUGA